Lycium ferocissimum is the source of this 3248-nucleotide messenger RNA. RefSeq names its product LRR receptor-like serine/threonine-protein kinase FLS2. Bases 41 to 3124 code for a protein of 1027 amino acids. Gene Ontology annotation, molecular function: protein binding. Lineage: Eukaryota; Viridiplantae; Streptophyta; Magnoliopsida; Solanales; Solanaceae. The transcript has a single exon. The record is from RefSeq and is a predicted model, not a curated record.
ACACUUGAUAACUUAGGUUAUUAUUCAUCAUCUUGAAGUCAUGUGGCUAAAGAAAGAUUUCAUUAUAUUUGCUACUCUAUUUUACCAUUUCUCGAUCGUUUAUGGCUGCCAUGAAACAGAAAGAGCAGCUCUGCUAAGCUUCAAAUCCUUGCUAACUGAUCCAUCUGAUCGGUUAUCUUCAUGGCAAGGCAAAAACUGUUGCAAUUGGAAAGGAAUCAAGUGCUCAAGUUCAGGUCGUGUUGUAGUUGUCAACCUCCGGAAUCCUAAUCCGGUUGAAGUCACGAUCAAUAUCAAUAAAGAACUUGUUUCAAAUUCUAACAACACAUCUGAUUUUGCCCUUAAAGGUACUAUAUCUCCAUUGCUUUUCACUCUUAACCAUAUGCAACAUCUCGAUUUAAGUUUCAACAACUUCAUGUUCUCAAAGUUACCUGUCGAGAUAUCAAACUUAACAAAGUUAACUUAUCUCAAUCUGUCAAAUGCCAUGUUUCAAGAUUCCAUCACCGCACAAUUCUCAAACCUUACAUCUCUAAGGUCUCUUGAUCUUUCGUGUGCUCAUUCAGUACCCGAUUUUUCUUCUGUUUCUGUUAGCUUGACGUUUCCACUGAAGUUGGAUUAUGGCUUAUUGUUCUCUUUUAUAAGCUUUGGUCAUUUGUCUAGUCCGAAUCUAACGUGGUUAGAAGGACUCCGACAUCUCAGAUAUCUAGUAUUGACUGGUGUUGAUCUAUCAAAGGCGUCCGUAUCAUAUUAUUGGGCUAAACCAAUUUCAACCCUUUCAAAUCUCAUGUCACUUCAAUUGUCCAACUGCAAGAUUUCAGGAAGGAUUCCUAUAGGGCAAUUACUUAACCUUACUAAUCUUUCUAAUCUCAAUAUGAGUUCUAACGUUCUAACAUCCCCGAUACCUGAUCUGCUAUCGAACCUCACAACCCUCUCGGUUCUUGAUUUUAGUGGAAACAACUUAGAUGGUCAUAUCCCUUACAUUCCUCAACUCAAAGAACUUUCCGUUUCUAGCAAUCCAGAUAUGACCAUCGAUCUUGUUUCAAUGUUUUCAGUCCCGUGGUCAAAGUUGAUGCUCCUUGAUAUCUGCUUUGUUCGUGUAGCUGGACCGAUUCCUCCUUCUUUAACCAACUCAACUUCAUUAACAUCUUUCCGAGCUGAUGGAUGCUCGAUCCACGGGUCGAUACCUUCUUCUAUCACUAAACUUAAGAGAUUAAGUGUGUUGAUGUUGAACGACAACGAAAUCACAGGUCAACUUCCUGUAUCUUUGUCUAGUUUAAUAAGCCUUCAUUACUUAUCUCUAUUUCAGAACAGAUUAGAAGGUCCUAUUCCUGUUUCGAUUUGUCAGAUCCCCUCCCUCAAGUACCUGAAUUUAGAAUGGAAUGAUCUAACAGGACGACUUCCGUUGUGCAUACUUCAGCUUCCUAAGCUUUCAUCUCUUUAUAUUCAGAGGAAUAACCUGAAUGGUAAUUUGCCAUUGUCUUUAUUCCGAAAAUCUAGAUUGAAUGAAAUUAGCUUAGGAACGAGUGGAUUGUCAGUGCAAAUCGACGAUCAAGAUCAAACCUUCGAGCAAACGUUCCAUCCGACAAUUUUGGAUUUUACAUCUUGCAACAUGAGAGGAGAAAUCCCGGAUUUCUUUUCGAAUUUCACAAGCCUCGUGGUUUUAAAUUUGGCUAACAAUAGUCUAUCGGGCGCCAUACCACAUUGGUUGUUCAAUCUCCCUGCCCUCUCUAUACUAGCUUUGCCUAUGAAUAACUUCAAGGGAUUUAUACCUCCAACGAUUCAGCUGAAAUCUUCUCGUUUCCCAACAAUAGUAAAUUUAGCAAGAAACAACCUUCAAGGCCCAAUCCCUACUCAGCUCGAGAAUGUUAAUGUCAUCGAUUUGUCACUCAACAAUUUCGUAGGCACAAUUCCAUCAAGGAUAGGAGAAGUUCCCGGUAUCAGGUCCGUAUCAUUAUCCGGAAACAAAAUUCAGGGUCCAAUACCUGAAUCAUUUUGCCAAUCGACGAACGUUCUCCAGGUUCUUGAUCUGUCUAAUAAUAGCUUGUCAGGCACCAUUCGACGUAAUCUGGGAAAUUGCAAAUCUCUGAUUUACCUUAAUCUUGGACAAAACAAGCUCACUGGAAGUGUUCCAAAAGAACUUGAACGCGUUACAAGCCUUUGUUACCUUGACCUGAAAGGGAAUCAGUUCGAAGGAUCUUUUCCAAGAGUCAUCGAAAACUUUCAAGAUUUGGAGAUCCUGAACUUGGCAGGCAAUAGAUUCAAAGGACGGAUACCAAAUUUCAUUGGUGACCUGCACCACCUCCGUAUCCUCGUGCUUGCAUCGAACACUUUCAACGAAUCUAUCCCGGCAGGGCUAAUGAAGUUGGAAAAUCUACAAUAUAUCAGUUUGGCUAACAACAAUCUGUCGGGUCCCAUUCCUGAUAAUCUUGAUGGCUUGAAAAUGAUGACGAAAACACAAAAUGAAGCGAAAAUCAUAGGUUAUCUUUACUCACUCAAGUUCACUGGUGCUCAGCUAGAAAUAGUCACCAAAGGACGAACACAUCUUCUUGAGUCAGUUUAUUCCUACAACACUGGAUUCGAUAUCUCGAGCAAUGCUCUUACUGGUAAAAUCCCUGAAAUGAUUGGCCUUUUGAGUGGACUCCCAUUGCUAAACCUCUCACAUAACAAUCUUUUUGGACUGAUUCCAAAGACUAUAGGCGGGAUGAUUUCACUCGAGUCGUUGGAUCUCAGCGACAACCAUUUGACAGGUGAAAUUCCAGUGACAUUGACAUUGUUAGAUUUUCUUCAACAUCUCAACUUGUCUUAUAACAAUUUGAGCGGGAAAAUUCCAAGAAAUCCACAUUUUGACACUUUGUAUCAAGAUGGGACAGCAUAUAUUGGGAAUAAAUACUUAUGUGGUACUCCUGAUGGGACGAAUUGCAGUUACAAUGGACCCUCUAUUACUGAAAUAAUAGAGGACAUAUAUGAUCAAGAAAAUGUCCUUUUUGUUUUAGUUAUAUUCUUGGGCUAUGUAACAGGAAUUUCUGGAUUGUUUUUGCUCUUAUAUUUGAUGAAGGAAAAUUGGAGGAACAUGUACUGGAGAGCAGUAGACAGAAUUGUGUUAAAAAUAGUGAAGAAAUUGUUAUAAGAGGAUAAUAAGGAGGAGAUUGUUAUACAUGAAUUACUACCUUUAAAAAGGCAUUUUGAUAUAUUAGUUCCCGCAUUGUUAAUAUAUGUAACCAUAUUCUACAUUUUAUCUUGCAUAAAAUAAU